Aureobasidium vineae is the source of this 654-nucleotide messenger RNA. NCBI's taxonomy places the organism in Eukaryota, Fungi, Ascomycota, Dothideomycetes, Dothideales, Saccotheciaceae. The record is from the annotation of a GenBank genome assembly.
AUGACCAGCGUGUAUUCAGCAAACAGUGCCGUCAGCUUUGACGAGCUGCUCCGUCACCUCAAUUCCCUUCCUGUGCCGCUGCUCCCGCCAGCAAAAGCCCUCGAUCCCGCUUUGACCGACAAGAUAUCAUCCUUGUAUCUGCACCCAGCACUCGAGGCUCUGUUGCAUCUUCUCAACCAUGACCUGCCCUCCGCCCACUUUCUCGUGCGACAUAUGCAGUCCGAUCCCGCCUUUGAGGCCAUGUACCUACAUGGUAUUCUCCACCGUAUAGAAGGAGACUUCAACAACACCAGAGCCUGGUACUACGAUGUCUUCAGUUCCGAGCCCUUCGAAUUGGUUUGGGGAAAAGCCACAGACGAAGAAAAGGCCGAGGUUGAAAAGAAAAAGAGUCAAGGUGAAACCAAGAUGCCACCUCAGAAAUCCGCCAGAGACUUUGUAGACAGCCUAGAAAAGCUGUCCAAAGGCCAAGGAGACAAGGAAGCUCUCGCAAAGGAGAGUAGGAGAGAGUUUGAUACUGUUCUUGACUGGUGCAUUGAGAAGUUUGGAACUGAGAAGCACACCGACGCCUCGAAGGCUUGGGUGCAACCAAGUCAGGACAUCAGCCAGAAGGGCCAAAACAUGGUCACUGGCAAUGAGGGUUUUAGAAAAUUCUAA